Babesia ovata is the source of this 996-nucleotide messenger RNA. Its product is annotated as ubiquitin domain containing family protein, putative. Gene Ontology annotation, biological process: ubiquitin-dependent protein catabolic process. Gene Ontology annotation, molecular function: polyubiquitin modification-dependent protein binding. Gene Ontology annotation, cellular component: cytosol. The coding region runs from base 1 to 996 and encodes 331 amino acids. The record is from RefSeq and is a predicted model, not a curated record. The transcript has 6 exons. Lineage: Eukaryota; Apicomplexa; Aconoidasida; Piroplasmida; Babesiidae.
AUGGCCAUUAAAGUGACGAUAAAGAUAAGUGGCGGCGAGACUUUCGAAGUCGAGGCGGAACAAUCCACAACCGUACUGGAACUGAAGGAGAAGUGUGCCGAGCGCGCGGGUGCCACCGCCGAUAAGCAGCGACUUAUCUUCAAGGGCCGCAUAGUGAAGGACGGUGAGACUUUGGAAUCUCUCAAGGUUGAGGAUGGCAACACCAUCCACCUAGUCCGGAGCGGUGUGAAACCAGCAACUUCAUCUGGCACAUCUUCGGGUACUCAAGCGGAAGCGCCCAAAUCAACCCCUACCGCUGGAGGGAACGCCAAUGCAGCUCCCACCGCAGAUGCUUUUCCCUUCGGCCAGGCCAACGCCUUUUCGCCGGAAGCUAUGCAGCAGAUGAUGCAGGGAAUGGGUAUGGGUGGUUUCGGUGGCAUGGGUGGAAUGGGCGGCAUGGGUGGUAUGGGCGGUAUGGACGACCUCAACCCGCAGGCCGCCGCUGCCCUUCUGAACAACCCCAUGGUGCAGGAGAUAAUGCAACAGAUUAGCAACAACCCACAGCUUCUUAAGGAUUUGUUGGGGAAUAACCCGCUGUUGCAGCCCAUGAUGCAGCAAAACCCUAUGUUCAACCAGAUGAUGAACAACCCUGAGUUCCUGCGCAGCAUGAUGCGCCCGGGUAUGCUUCAGGCCGGUCUUCAGCUCCGCCAGUCGAUGCAGCAGCAACAGCAGCAGGCAGGGGCUAAUCCCGCUGCCCCUGCCGCGGCUCCCGGCACUGAGAACUUGUUCAACCCUCUGAUGGCUGGCGGUUUCCCUGGUUUCAACUUCCCGGCGGCAGCCAUGCCGACCGACACCCGCCCCCCGGAGGAGCGUUACGCUUUCCAGCUGCAGACGCUGCAGGAGAUGGGUUUCACCAACCGCGAAGAAAACCUUAGUGUGCUGAACUCGACGGGAGGCGACAUUUCGGCCGCCAUUACACGGCUGCUGGAGGCCAGGGGAAAUCCCGCGUCCAGCUGA